Talaromyces amestolkiae is the source of this 357-nucleotide messenger RNA. RefSeq lists its product as uncharacterized. Gene Ontology annotation, molecular function: chromatin binding; protein heterodimerization activity. Gene Ontology annotation, biological process: resolution of meiotic recombination intermediates; replication fork processing. Gene Ontology annotation, cellular component: Fanconi anaemia nuclear complex; FANCM-MHF complex. Bases 1 to 357 code for a protein of 118 amino acids. The transcript is spliced from 4 exons. NCBI's taxonomy places the organism in Eukaryota, Fungi, Ascomycota, Eurotiomycetes, Eurotiales, Trichocomaceae. The record is from RefSeq and is a predicted model, not a curated record.
AUGUCGGACAACAAUCAAGAGGAAAUCCAAGCGCUGGAAGAGCGAUUUAAAUCUGCUCUAUGGCUCGCUAUCGGCAAAAUUGUCGAUGAAGAAACCAUGCAAUUAGGCGUCAAUGCUACCCCCCAAUUUAUCGGAGCGUUGACGGAGAUGCUAGCUCACAUUCUUCGCAUGGAUACAGAAUCAGUCAGCCAGGACUUGGAAGCAUUCGCCAAACACGCCGGCCGAUCUACAAUCAACAUCAAUGAUGUGAUGCUUCUAGCGCGACGCAAUGAAGGUCUAGAAUCCAUACUAAAAGCUUUCGUUGAUCAGCAGAAAGAAGCGGCCCAGCAAGGAUCACAAGCCGAGGACAGCGAUUGA